This is a messenger RNA of Rhizophagus irregularis DAOM 181602=DAOM 197198, 695 nucleotides long. The record is from RefSeq and is a predicted model, not a curated record. Lineage: Eukaryota; Fungi; Glomeromycota; Glomeromycetes; Glomerales; Glomeraceae.
AAGAAGAUAGUUCAAUUGCCGGUUGGAAUGUUGAAGAUAUGGAUAAGAUUCAACUUAAAUUUGAUCAAACUGUUAAAAUUGAUGAAGAUAGAAUCCAUAGUUUAUAUGUUUCUGAUGAUAAGAAACUUGCUUAUAUUGUUAUGGUGAGUAAUUUAGUAAUCGAUAUGAAUAAUAAAGAUAAAAAAAAAAUUGCAAUAAAUUUAAAUGCAAUAUAUGCUGAUUCUUGUACCUUUAAUUUAAAAGGUGAAUUUAUUUUAUAUAGUACGAUUUGGCCUCAUUCUGAUUUUGAAAGAAAUAAAAUUAUUUGGAUUUAUUCAACACAAACUAAAAAUAACAAAUGGGAAUGUAAGAGAUUUUACAGGAUACCUGAAGAUUAUGAAUUAAUUAGUAUAUCAAAAUAUGAUAAUGUUUACCUUUUUUUAAAUUAUUUCAUUUAUGAAUGGAAUAUUAAUACUGAGAAAAGUGUUAAAAUAUUUGUUAAUAAUAAGGAUAAGAAUAAGGUAAUAAAUAUUAUAAAAUUAUUUUCAACCCAAUUGAUGUUAAAUUAUAAUUAAUUUGAGACAGAAAAUAUCGGAAUAUUUAGUAAUGAAAAGUUUAUUUUUCUAAAAAUCAAUGAUAAAAUCAUCAUUUAUUCAAUCGAAUUGAGAAUUACUAUUUCUUCUUUGGAUAUAGAUAAUGAUAUUCAACUAUAUAAU